UUUUUCUUCAGACACGUGGUAACACGGUCCUUACAAUAACAGAAACUUUUGGAAGUUGCAAAAGUUGUGCUCAGUACUGAUAGCAAUGCACGUAGUAUGUAACGGGUAGGGAUGCUUCCGAACAGUUUAUUAUGAAUAUCGAAAGGCCGCCUAAUGUGUUUGGACAAGGAAAACGAGUGACAACCUUGCUAACGGAAGAUGGGUGUCAUUUUCCUGUAAUAUCCCAUGCCCCCUAUGUAGAAAGACGUGGACAAUCGGCCCCUUUCAGUACACCUCAACUCAGAAGUUUACGUCGGCAUUCCUUGCAUAGUUCGACCUUUAUUUUGGGUGACCCGUUAUAUUCUGAUUUUAAAACAACCUCUCAACAGAACUUCAGUGGUAGUAAAAGUCUGAAUCCAGUGAGACGGCCUCCAAAAUGCCCAUCAAUGCACAAGUCCCAGGUUGUACUAGGAAAAGCUAACAAUGGUAUGAACAGUGGUGAUGGUGACUGGAAUACAAGUUAUACCAAUACCUAUUUUAAAAAAGAUAUUAUACCUGCUAACCGACUGCAUUUGAUUUCAAUGAAGAAUAAAUUAGAUCAAACUGAUGGUGCCGAUAUUAAUAAAAUUGUUUGUCCAGAUUCUUCUGUUGCUAGUUAUUGGUCGCAAUAUGGAAGAAUUCACAGUAAAUUAGGUUGUAUAUUGGGUCCUGGUGUACCACAGGGUUAUCCUAUAAGACAACAAUACAAUCUACUUACAGGUGAAUGUAAAGGUUCUGCAUGGAAAGAUAAAAAUGCUAGAAUUUCUGGAAAUAGAAUACUUCAUUCCUGUCGACAAAGGUUUUCAACCACACCAGUUAUUGGCUAAUAAACCAAAUGAUGUUCUCCUUUCUAUAAGGCAAACCACUUUCUUGUACAGAUGUUUUUUUUGACAUUAGAUGUGUUUUUAUCGAGUUUGCAAAUGUGUAUUGUAUAUGUGUGGUCGAUUUUAAUUCUAUUUUAAUAGAAUUAAAAUCGACCACACAUACAAUCACAAAUAUUCAGUUUUAUGCAAUAUUUACUAUUUUAUAUAAAUUAAAAAUGUCUUGGUCAGAUUUGUGCCUUAACACUUGUAAAUGACAGCAUUUAAGAAUAUUUUAUAACAAUUUUCAAUACAUGAAUAUACACUUAUAUUACUGAAUUAAAUAUGGAAGAUAAUUAUAUU
Patella vulgata (common limpet) is the source of this 1181-nucleotide messenger RNA. RefSeq lists its product as uncharacterized. The transcript has 4 exons. The coding region runs from base 132 to 845 and encodes 237 amino acids. The record is from RefSeq and is a predicted model, not a curated record. Lineage: Eukaryota; Metazoa; Mollusca; Gastropoda; Patellidae.